AUGCCAUCCACGACGCAUACCGUGGUGCGGGACGUCAACGACUCUAUCACGACAUUCACAACCCGGUUCAACCGCUUUGCGCCCUUUGGCUACCGCAAGUUCGUCGCAGUCGGAAACCGAGCAACAGCAAUUCGUCUCCAACAUGACAAGAUCCUUCUGCUCAACCCAAUCCAGCUGGAGCCCAGGAUACGGGCAAAGCUGCAACAGUUAGGCGGCGUCCACUACAUCGCCUGCGAUCUGGGUCAUCACAUGUACGUCGCCGACUAUAUCAAGACCUGGCCAGACGCAAAGACCAUCGGCGUGGUAGGCUUGCCACAGAAACGAAAGGAUGUGCAUUGGGACUUCGUAUACGCCUCCCAGACCACCACGCCUGAAGCCCACUUCUCCUUCGCCGAGGACCUUGAGACCGUCCUCUUCGAAGGCUUCAUAACCUACGCAGUGGCAUGGUACCAUCGUCCCUCCAAGACGCUGAUCGUGUCAGAUCUACUGAUGAACCUCCCCGCCAAGGAGCAGUAUGGCCCAGGAACGUCCGCAGACCAAGGACUGUUCAGUCGGGAGUUUGCGAAGCGGGCGCAUCCCAGAGGUAUCUUCUUCAGGCGUUUGCUGUACUAUGUCGCUUGCGUUGAGUUCUCACUUGUGAAACGAGACACGAAGCGCGUUGCGGAGUGGGACAUUGAGCGCAUCAUUCCGUGUCAUGGCGAGAUCAUCGAAAGCGAUGCGGAUGAGGCGUGGCGGGAAGUCUAUCAGUGGUUCUUGCAAGGUGAUGCGAAGCCUGGGCUGCUGUGGCGCUUCAAGGAGCCGUUUAUGAAGGCCAUGAGAUGGAUAUUCCUGCUCUGA
Cyphellophora attinorum is the source of this 837-nucleotide messenger RNA. RefSeq lists its product as uncharacterized. The coding region runs from base 1 to 837 and encodes 278 amino acids. The record is from RefSeq and is a predicted model, not a curated record. The transcript has a single exon. Lineage: Eukaryota; Fungi; Ascomycota; Eurotiomycetes; Chaetothyriales; Cyphellophoraceae.